ACAAUCGUCGUCACUUUUCCUCAAGUAGGAAGUGCAGUCUGUGAGUGAGUUGGAGCCUUCGGUUUUGUUUUGUUUUGUUUCUCCGUUUCCCAUUAAAAGCAUCGAUGUUUUAUGUAGUAAAAUGAAAGCUCGGCCAUGGACAUCUUUACUGCACUGCAUCCUGGUCUCAGGGCUGAUCGUGGAGGCCAUAGAGCCCGUGUCCACAUCACUGCUGGUGGGAACAGGAGCUGCUAUGCUAGGCAGGACAAUAUAUCGCUAUUUAUAUGAAACGUGUGAUGAGAACUGGGUCAACUUUAAUGCAACAGGACUGAAGUAUGACCUCGACACCAAGCUGUACGGGCAGCACGUUGCAGCUCAGGUCAUCCUGAAAGCCGUCACGGGCUUCAUGAAGAACGAAAACCCGAAGAAACCUCUGGUUCUGUCGCUCCACGGCUGGACCGGGACUGGGAAGAACUUCGUGAGCCAGCUGAUAGCCGAAAAUAUAUACGAGAAAGGGAUGUCGAGCAGUUUUGUUCAUCUGUUUACAGCAACGGCACACUUUCCUCACGAGAUGCACAUCAACACAUACAAGACCCAGUUACAGGAGUGGGUAAAGGGGAACGUAUCCAUCUGCCCACGGUCCAUGUUCAUCUUUGAUGAAAUGGAUAAAAUGCAUCCCGGGCUGAUCGACAGUAUAAAGCCUUACCUGGACUUCUACGACAAUCUGAACGGAGUAUCGUACAGACAGGCCAUCUUCAUUUUCCUCAGUAACGCCGGCGGUGAGAAUAUCGUUCAGGUGGCUCUGGAUUUCUGGAGGGACGGGAGAGAGCGAGAGGAGAUGCAGCUGAAGGAUCUGGAGACGGCACUGACACUGUCCGUCUUCAACAACAGAAACAGUGGUUUCUGGCACACUAGUUUAAUCGAUAAGAACCUGGUGGAUUUCUUUGUGCCGUUCCUCCCUCUGGAGUACAAGCACAUCGUUCAAUGCGGUUUGUCCGAGAUGGUCUCCAAGGGUCACGUCCCGGAUAGAGAAGUGGUUGAGAUGAUGGCCCACGACCUGAACUACUUCCCUAAAGAGGAGCGCGUCUUCUCCAUGCAGGGCUGCAAGGUCAUCCCCAGCAGGCUGGACUUCUAUGUUUGAGCGAGAGGGAACAAAGAAAGACUCAAAAACAGCAAACUGGUUAUCGUCUGUGUGCUUUUUUCACAGAAAUCCCUUCUGUUAUUCUGCAAUAGAAAGAACUGGAGCGGAAUUGCUCCCCAGACAUUACAGCUUUACAUGAUGCCA
Molecule: messenger RNA, 1264 nt
Organism: Rhinichthys klamathensis goyatoka
Lineage: Eukaryota; Metazoa; Chordata; Actinopteri; Cypriniformes; Leuciscidae
Gene: tor1
Product: torsin family 1
Exons: 5
Coding region: 122-1120 (332 amino acids)
Biological process (GO): nuclear membrane organization; protein localization to nucleus
Cellular component (GO): endoplasmic reticulum; nuclear envelope; endoplasmic reticulum lumen
Molecular function (GO): kinesin binding; ATP hydrolysis activity; ATP binding
Source: RefSeq, a predicted model, not a curated record